Messenger RNA from Lathyrus sativus (Indian pea), 444 nucleotides. NCBI's taxonomy places the organism in Eukaryota, Viridiplantae, Streptophyta, Magnoliopsida, Fabales, Fabaceae. The record is from the annotation of a GenBank genome assembly.
AUGAAGAUGAAAAAAUUGUGCAGUGAAGUUCGGAUUGAGGGAUUGGAGACACUUGAUUAUUUUGAUAAUCUGGUGAACAGAUCAAGGUUCACAGAACAGGCUGAUGCAAUCACAUUUGAUGGAGAGACAGACAGGGUAUACUUGAGCAGCCCGAAUAAAAUCGCCAUAAUAGAUCAUGAGAAGAAAAGAACCUUUGUACUCCGGAAGAAUGCGCUUCCAGAUGCAGUGGUAUGGAAUCCAUGGAAUAAAAAGGCCAAGGCUCUACCUGAUUUGGGAGAUGGUGAUUACGAGAUGAUGUUAUGUGUGAAUUCAGCAGCUAUUGAUGUUCCUAUUCUUUUGAAGCCAUGUGAAGAGUGGAAAGGCUAUCAAGAACUCUCUACUGUUUCAUCAAGCUAUUGCAGUGGACAGUUGGAUCCUCGUAGAGUUCUUUCUGGCUUUCAUUGA